Molecule: messenger RNA, 1056 nt
Organism: Corylus avellana
Lineage: Eukaryota; Viridiplantae; Streptophyta; Magnoliopsida; Fagales; Betulaceae
Source: RefSeq, a predicted model, not a curated record
AUGGGAGACGAUCUGGAGACGUUAUGUGGAAAGAUCUCUCUCAUAGUAGGGGAAAAAGUAGGCAUCCCGGUUUCAGAAGGGGAAAUUGUGGCCGACAGAGAGAAGGGCGAGAGGUGUCUUGUGGGCAGAAUUGGUAUUGAGAAGAAGGUGAAUAAGGAGGCCUUUAGAAACGUUUUAUCCCGGAUAUGGCGUACGAUGGGUUCUGUGGUCUUCAAAGAAAUGCAAGAUAACGUAUGGUUGUUUGAAUUUGUAGAUCUUGAUGACAAGAAGAGAGUCAUGGAGGGACGACCAUGGUCAUUUGAUCGUCAAAUUUUGGUUCUAAACGACUUUGAUGGGAGUAUUCCACCGGCUCAGAUGCAGUUUACCCACUCACCCUUCUGGAUUCAGGUGCAUGAUAUGCCACUUUUAUGUAUAAACAAAGGGGUGGGCACAAAGAUUGGAGAAUCCCUUGGAACUCUGGAAGACAUAGAUGUGGCGGGCGAUGGAGGUGGGUGGGGAAGAUGUUUGAGAAUAAGGGUGAAUAUUGAUUUGAACAAUCCAGUGGAGAGGAGUAGGGCAUUAUCAAUGGGGGGACAAAAGUACUGGGUGACUUUCAGAAAGGUUGCACAGUCAAGACCUCUCAACGAAGGCAUGAAGAGGGAGGAAUCAAAGAGUGGGGUGUCGGGCUUAAGGCGGAGGAGAAUGGGAGGUGAUUUGGGUGGGGGGGAUCACCAAGUGGACAACUACUCGGGUGAGGUGGAAGGGAAAUUAAUGAGAGAUAAUAUGGUGGCAAAGCGGGGUGAUCAGAUGGGUGAUAACGUGUCUAAGGAGUGGGUUAAGAUGACAAACAUGGAGGUUAAUGCUGCUACGUCCCAUGCAACCAUGCAGGACGAUGUAGGAAAAGGGGUUGGGGAAAUGUGCAAUGUGGAAGGAGGGAAUCAAGGAGGGGAAAUUGAAGGAAAUAAGGAAAAAGAGGGCCAUACUUUGGGACUUAUAGCUGCUGCAGAAGAUCAGUUGUCGGAAGGAAUGGGUGACAGAGUGUUUUCGAUGGAGGUGGAAGGAGAGGGGGACUUAUAG